Messenger RNA from Capsella rubella, 3275 nucleotides. RefSeq names its product peptidyl-prolyl cis-trans isomerase CYP95. Gene Ontology annotation, molecular function: peptidyl-prolyl cis-trans isomerase activity. NCBI's taxonomy places the organism in Eukaryota, Viridiplantae, Streptophyta, Magnoliopsida, Brassicales, Brassicaceae. Gene Ontology annotation, biological process: protein peptidyl-prolyl isomerization. The coding region runs from base 427 to 3111 and encodes 894 amino acids. The transcript is spliced from 14 exons. The record is from RefSeq and is a predicted model, not a curated record.
AUGUCGAAGCAUACGUUUCUCUAAUGUGUGUGUGCUAUGAAUUUUAUAGAAUUUGCACGUGUGAUCGUUUUAGUGUAUUCGAUGGCCUACGAGUUUCUUUGUCUUGAAAAGUUAAAGGUUUGUGUUAGCUUUGAGCAGUUGUGGGCAUGAGUUGUUGUAGAAGAAGAACUUGUAAUUUUAGACGGAUUGCGGGACGAAUUAUCUAUGUGCACAUUGUUGAGCUCAUGAAGAUCUCAUGUCUGCUACUACAUUGUCAUUAAUUGAUGAGCCUACAAGUUUUAUAUCUAUCCAGUUGUUAGGCACUGACUUUAGAGUUGAUUUGCUGAUUUGCGGCCAGUGUGAAGUAUCCUGUUUUGUGGGAUUUAGUUUUUCACUGCUAUAAUUUUCUGUCGCAGGUCUUAACUUAAGCUUUAGUAAUUCCAAAACAUGGCAAAAAAGAAGAAUCCUCAAGUUUUUAUGGAUGUAUCCAUUGAUGGCGAUCCAGCUGAGACUAUGGUUUUUGAGCUUUUCCCUGAAGUCGCUCCCAAAACAUCCGAGAAUUUCCGUGCACUAUGCACAGGGGAGAAAGGCAUUGGACCCAGAAGUGGAAAACCUUUGCAUUACAAAGGAUCCUUUUUUCAUAGAAUACUGAAGGGUUCCUCAGCACAGGCUGGUGAUUUUGUGAACCGAGAUGGUACAGCUGGGGAAAGCAUAUAUGCCGGAAAAUUUCCAGAUGAGUCACCAAAACUAAGGCACGAUGAGCCUGGUCUUUUAUCAAUGUCUGUUGCUGACCGUGACAAGUUUGGAUCACACUUUCAUAUAACCUUCAGGCCAAAUCAGCAGCUUGAUAGAAAUAAUGUUGUUUUUGGAAAGCUAAUUCAAGGGAAAGAGAUAUUAAAAAAAAUUGAACGUGUGGGUGAUGAGGGAGGUAAACCUUCUGUCAGUGUGAAGAUAAUCCGUUGUGGAGAAAACUCUGGAGACAAGAAGAAAGAUAGUGAUGGUCGAAAAAAGGGAAAGCACAAGAAAUCUUCACGUGAGAGAACAAAGAAGAGGCGAAGACACUCUUUAUCUGAAUCUGAGAGCUCUUCAGAUUCUGAGACAGAUUCCUCAGAAUCUGAUAGCGAGUCAGAUUCAGAUUUGUCUUCAUCUUCCAACCAUAGUUCCUCGAGCCAUGAAAGGCAGAAGAAGAGAAGAAGAGGUUUAAAGAAAGAUAAACACAGGCGGUCUAAAAGAAGAGAUAAGCGCCAUGAGAAAAAGCGGAGGAUGCGUGAUAAGAGAUCAAAACGAAAAUCAAGAAGGUCCCUAGACAGUCUUACAGAUGAAGACAGUGAUAGUGUAAGUGAAGCAAGUUUUAGCGAUGCCAAUGUUGAAACUGGAGCAAAAAAGAAGAAGCCCAGACUCUCUCAUAGAACAGGCAAUUUUGAACUUCACCAUGAAAAAAGGAAGGGACCAGAUUUGCUUGACAAGGAUGAUGGUGAAGCACCCUCAGAAAACAGAGGUCCAACAAGUAAUGGAAUUUCACAUGCUGCAUCAGAACAGAUUUCUGAUAGGCAACCAGAUAUUGUCGAUGACCAUCCUAGCAAAUCUAGGUCUAGGAGCCGGAGCUUGAGUACUAAGAGGACUGUGAGUAGGAGCAUGAGUAUUAGUCCCCGGAGGAGUCAGAGUAAGAGCCCAAGUUUAAGUCCUAGAAGGAAUGGGGGCAGAAGUCCUGCCAAAGGUACCCGCCAAAUGAAGAACUUGACAAACAGUAAAAGAGAAAGCCCAGUGAGUGAGGAGAAGGGCAGGCAUGGUAGAAAAAGCCCUACCAAAAGUGUUAGUAGAAGUCCGGCGCGAAUAAAAAGAGGAAGAGAUGUUAGUAGAAGUCCUUCAAGGAGUAUAAGUAGAAGUCCAUUGGGAAUCCCGAAAAGGGGAAGAGAUAUUAGUAGAAGUCCUUCAAGGAGUGUCAGCAGAAGUCCGUUGGGGAUCCCAAAAAGGGGAAGAGAUAUUAGUAGAAGUCCUUCAAGGAGUAUCAGUAGAAGUCCGUUGAGGAUCCCGAAAAGGGGGAUCAGCAGAAGUCCUUCACGGAGUAUAAGCAGAAGUCCACUGGGGAUCCCCAAAAGGGUGAUCAGCAGAAGUCCAGUGAGAGGUCGGAUUUCCAGAAGCCUUAGCAAGAGCCCGGUAAGAUCUGCAUCUCGUGGGAGCCUUAGGAGGGGCCCACUAAGAAGAUCAUCAAGAAGAUCACGUAGCAGAACUCCCGCUCGAGCUUCUAGAAGAAGCCUGAGCCGUAGUCCCAUUCGGUUAUCUAGAAGAAGCCUGAGCCGUAGUCCCAUUCGGUUAUCUAGAAGAAGCUUAAGCCGGAGUCCAAUUCGAUCACCUAGGAGAUCAGUGAGCAGGAGUCCAGUCCGAUUAUCUAGGAAGAGUGUGAGCAGGAGUCCAGUUUGUUCAUCCAGGAGAAGUAUCAGCAGGAGUCCAGUCCGACUAUCUAGGAAGAGUGUGAGCAGGAGUCCUGUUCGAUUGUCCAGGAGAGGUAUCAGCAGGAGUCCUGUUAGAGGAAGAAGAAGAAUUAGCAGAAGUCCAGUUCCUGCGAGGAGAAGGAGUGCACGGCCUAGAUCUCCUCUUGGUGAUCGUAGAAGAAGUUUGUCAAGAAGUGCUUCUCCUGAUGGGUGCAUCAGGAGAGGGAGAGGAUUUAGCCGGAGAUUCUCAUACGCCCGUAGAUACAGAACUAGUCCAUCUCCUGACCGAUCUCCUUAUCGCUUUAGUGAUAGGAGUGACCGUGACAGAUAUCGAAGUCACAGAAGGUUCUCGCCAAGACGGUUUAGAAGAAGCCCAGUCAGAGGAAGAACACCUCCAAGUAUUAUUAGGUAUAGAAGAAGAAGCCGGUCUGUAUCGGCUGGUCUCCGUUAUCGCAGGAGGCGGUACAGCCGCACUCCUAUCCGUAGCCGUUCACCACCUUACAGAAAGAGAAGGUCACAAUCUGCUAGCCGCAGCCCGAGUCCAUCCAGAUCAAGAUCAAAUUCAAAAUCUCCCAUUGGGACCGGGAGAGUAAGAUCAGUGUCAAGAUCACCAUCCAAGGCAAGGUCCCCAUCGAAGUCGGAUUCGUCAUCCUCGGAUGGUAGCUCAGGCGGGAAAAAGCGACUAGUAGCCUAUGAUUAAUGAAUAAGGACCCUCAAGUGUUUUGUUAUUUUAUACUAAGAAGAGAUGGUAAAAAGAAAGUAUGUAGUUUUAUUCUGUUACAUAUGCAUUGUCUUCUGGUUCUGAAUUUGAUGAUGCUCCAACAUUGUUAUAUCUAUGUUGAUGUUUGCCGACAUUUUUUUUUU